Molecule: messenger RNA, 2568 nt
Organism: Didymosphaeria variabile
Lineage: Eukaryota; Fungi; Ascomycota; Dothideomycetes; Pleosporales; Didymosphaeriaceae
Exons: 4
Coding region: 1-2568 (855 amino acids)
Biological process (GO): DNA-templated transcription; regulation of DNA-templated transcription
Cellular component (GO): nucleus
Molecular function (GO): DNA binding; zinc ion binding; DNA-binding transcription factor activity, RNA polymerase II-specific
Source: RefSeq, a predicted model, not a curated record
AUGCAGGCGGCGACCUCGCCAUCAACAGUCCAAGCAUCACCUUCGUCGACGCCACAUCCCGCGGCUUUUCCGGGCAGUGCCAACCACGUGAGAACCUCUGCCUCUGAUACACCCAAACCGCGCGCGCGUCUGGCUUGCCACAACUGUCGUCGGAGCAAAGUGAGAUGCGGUCCCAACACCGGCGAGAUCGUCAGACCUUGUCCUCAAUGUGCCAAAAGCAACAAAACUUGCACAUGGCCAGACGACCUCAACUUCCCCAGCAAUGGCGUCAAGAAGAUCGAACCUGCUGUUUCUGAGGCUUCUCCGGAUCAUCGACUAUCCGACUCUAGGAAGCGCAGGAAACCACCCAGCACUUCUUUCGAAAGGCCGUCCACGGCAGAUGGCGACAUCGAUAACCUGUAUCUACAGUUCACCGAGACCAUCUGGGACGAGUUGUACAACAUCUUCAGACAGCACUACGCAACCGAACUCCCCUUUCUGCAUGAACCCACCUUUCUGAAGGACCUCAAGCGAACCGACGUGCAGAGGCUGCCUGCUUAUUUUGCUCCUUUACGCCUUGCAUUUCUUGCUCUCACCUUACCUUUCCAUCCGGGUAUUGAACGCCAAAUGCCAUUAGACUCUCGCCGGUAUGCUCGAAAAUGCGCCGAGGCGGCCGAGGCUAAAAUUAACUUUUGCGCAUUGUCUUCGCCGUCGAUAGAGGUUCCGCAGGCUCUCCUGAUUCUUCGCGCACUCAUCGAUGCGCACGGAGCGAAAAGCUUCAUCCUCCUCGGGAGUGCGAUCAAGACGAUGCAGCUUCUUCGCUGCCAAUUCGAUGAGGAACUCGUAGACAAAGAUCUCGACGACAAGAUGCGAUCGACCUCCAAGCAAGAGCCACGUGAAGAUUGGCUUAAUGAGCGACGCUUCAUCUUAGAAGAGACUAGGCGUCGUACUUUCUGGAGCUGUUUCAUCAUUGACCGAUAUGUCAGUUACGGCGAUUACAAACCACGUAGCAUCCUGAUGGGGGACCCUUCCAUCUUGGUUCAAUUACCUUGCAGCGAAGACCGGUUUGAUCUUGGACUCAAGACCAAGACCAGGAUGCUACGAGAAUCGGACGAAGAUUUCUUGAGCCGACGUCAAAAGUAUUCUCAGCAUCUCGAGGAGUACCAACACAGUCUUGAGAAACAUAACCAAGGCUAUCCGAUCGACGCGAACGUCGAGUGGGAAGACGAAGAUGCUCAGAGCCCACUUGUAUGGCUCAUCAAAGCAUUGGAUGUUUUUGGUGACGUUAUGAGAUAUACAUGCACUAUCACCCGAAGAGCUGACAAAGAAAACCCUUGGGAUGAGUCGUCUGUCAAUGAUUUGAGCUUCUACAAGCUUGACAAGAAGUUGGACCAACUGAUUAGUAAACUUCCGGUUAGUCUUAAGCUGACCCCUUCGGUGAGGGAUGUCCACAUUCACCGCCGGCGAGCCACCCCAUACGUCCUCCUACACUUGACUUUGCUCAUGUGCAAGAUGGCACUGCACCGGGAAUGGCUCCCAUCCAUCACGUUUCCCAAGGCAUUUCCUACGGGCCCUGUCGACGGUCCCCGGUGGGAAGAGCUCAAGGAAGAUUCUGAACGCUGGGCUCCAAACUUCUGGAAGGACAUCAUGUGGUUAGCGUUUUUCCCCAACUUCGACCAAGACGGCCUUCUAUGCCAAGGAACAGAUCGUCCAGACGAGCUGGUUUUUGACAAUUUCGAGCAUGCCUUUGCCAUUUUGCGUCAUCUGCAAGAACGGAUGAACAUGGCACGUGCCCAAGGCGUAAGGCUGAGGAACGCAUUCAGACACCACCUGGAUACCCGGUCCGGAUACACAGGAGAUGCAGACUCACCCACGGAGGUGAAGAUCUCCCAUGGUCUCAAAAAGUACCUGGAAUUGGAGAAGGAUCACAAAGAGUUUGGCGGUGAAGUUACCGGAACAGACCCUCCAAUUGAAGAACUCCCGGAUCUUCGGGCGCUUCUCCGCGUAUUGAAUCAGGACGAGAAUCCGACAGGCAGCGAUCAUAAUAACGCUAUGAAGAGCGAAGUAAAGAGCGAGCACAGUAACAUCAUUGAACGAGCACCGGCCUUGCGCUCUGCGCCUACAGACCCUCCCACUUGGGCAUCGGUCAACAGGGAACCUUCGGUUUCAACCCACAUGUCUCCUCCUCAACAGCACUACCAGCAUGGACAACAACACCAAUACCCGUCGGCCAACCAGCCGUCAUCCUUCGGAGCCACCUCUGACAUUCAACAACACUACGCAACAGUUGCUGCGCACAACUAUCAGACGAUUAGUAAAGAACGAGUCACUUCGAACACAAUGGACCACCACUCCAACUAUCCUGGACAAUUUCCCCCCGCGAACGGCGUCUAUGCGUCACCCAUGAACGGAAUGCUCGUCUCUGUUUAUCCAAAUGUAGAUUGGGGCGAGCAUGCGACUAUGAGCGAUCUGGGCCGCCAAGAUGGUCAGACUUUCUCGGGCGACUUCUUUGGCCAAUCCCAACCGCAGGACUACACUUAUUAUGCCCAACAGCAACACUCGACGCACCCGCAUUACGGUGGGGCCUAG